Messenger RNA from Talaromyces marneffei, 1098 nucleotides. RefSeq lists its product as uncharacterized. Gene Ontology annotation, molecular function: ATP binding; ATP:ADP adenylyltransferase activity. Lineage: Eukaryota; Fungi; Ascomycota; Eurotiomycetes; Eurotiales; Trichocomaceae. Bases 1 to 1098 code for a protein of 365 amino acids. The record is from RefSeq and is a predicted model, not a curated record. The transcript has 2 exons. Gene Ontology annotation, biological process: nucleotide metabolic process.
AUGAAUCUUGGUCUAACAGAGAGUCUCCCCUCGCUCGUCUCGAGACGAUUCACAGCAGCAAAAGAAUCCGGAAGUCUGCUCUUCUCAGCCACGCAUCUCGCAAUACUAAGCAGUAAACGCGGUAUAGAUUACCAACUCCGCUACUGCCCAGCCCUUUCCAAAAAGCCAGAAAAACAAUCCCCCCAGAAUAAACCUCCAGGACCCAAACCAGACCCCUUUGAGAAUCCAUCUGGAGAUUUACUCAUCACCGAUGUAUCACUUUGCAAAGAGGCUGAAAAGAGUCACAACUUGAUCCUGAACAAGUUCCCUGUUAUCCCAAAUCAUUUCAUACUUGCUACGAAACAGUUUGAGAAGCAGACUGAUCUUCUGGAGAAGGAGGAUUUGGGGAUUGCGUAUGCUUGUUUGCAGGCUUGGGAGUAUCCUAGUCCUGCUGAUGGAGUUGAUGUGAAAGAGGAGGAAAAGAGGAAGGAGAGGAGGAGGAGGAGGUUAUUCAUGUUCUUUAACUCUGGGGAUGAGAGCGGUGCGUCGCAACCGCAUCGACAUGUGCAGUUUCUGCCUAUUGAGGAUAUGCGUGAUCAAGAAGAGGACUCUGAGUCGGAGAAGAGAUCUGCCUCAUGGAUACCGCUGAUUGAUUUGUUGUUGACUUCAGCGGAUGUUCAGACUUCUUCGUCGUCUGGGAUUCGACAUCUGCCCAAUUUACCAGUUCAACAUUUUGCGAUGCAAAUUCCACGGUCUGAGUCAUCGCCUUCUCCGUCUGUCGACAAACUGCACGAAAUAUAUCUAUCCCUCUAUCAUGCAGCACUCCUCGCAUCAACCACAUCGCCAUCGGUCACAACAGAAGAACAAACACGAACCUCAGGCGCAGCGGCAAUAAGCUACAAUCUCGCAAUGACAAGGGACAUCAUGAUGAUCUGUCCACGACGGAAAGAGACCGCUACACUGUCCGGUCUAGGGGCCGAUUCCGCUGCUGAUGUCUCCUUGAACGGGACUAUAUUGGCGGGCACAUUGAUGGUGAAGACGGAGGAGCAGUGGGAUUGUCUGAGGGGGGAUGGGGAGGUGGUUAAUGAUCUGUUAGCGGAGGUUGGGAUUCCCAUCUAG